AUGCACAGCUCGCUCCGCUCGCUGUGCUUGGUGUUCACUCUGCCUUGGGAAUUUAUCAAACGUGUUUAUCGCGGAGGUCUCAACACCCGUAACAUCCCAGCGUUUGUUUUCAAUUUCGCUCUCAACUUCUUCCCCGUGUUCCUAUGGCUAUGCGUCUUCAAAAAUGCAGGUCUUAUCCCAACCAACUGGCGUCCCAAAAUUCACAACAAAGCAGCCUUUUUCGCAGACAAUUUCAUGUUCGGAGACCUGGCAGGUGAACUUAGGGCCCAAUUCGGCUCCGACGAAGCCCAACUGUUGACCCCGCUAUCGUGGCUUGCAGCUGCCCUGUUUGCCCUGCUGGCUUGCACCUUGCUGCCCAUAUCGCUGUGGUAUUAUCUGUACUACUGCAAACGGUGCCAAACGAACAUUUUGGACCCCUACGCUCACUUGUUCCACCGUGGGUACCGGUUCUCGCCCACCAACCGCCGUGUGCUGCUGCCCUUCCUGUAUCUGCUGCUCGCGUUCGUGGGACUCAAUUCCGUUAACCUGCUGGCCUGGCAACGCGAAUCCAAUUUUACCAAAUACAAGGACAUCCUGGCCUGGGUCUCGUACGUGCUGUUGCAUCUCAUCGCACCAAUCCUCACCGCCGUGUACUUGUACGUUUUCCAGCCACCUGGAACGCUCAAGGCCUUUUCAUUGGCCAUGGGCGCUCAAAACAUCUGUGGUGUACUAACCCAUCUAUCCGUGCCCAUGGCCCCACCCUGGUUCAUUCAUAUGUACGGCAUCCGCGACAGAGAGCAUGUCUCUUAUGACCAACCGGGCUACGCCGCGGGUCUCACCCGUGUGGACUCCCAUUUGGGCACUCAUCUCAACUCCAAAGGUUUCCACAAAUCCCCCAUCGUUUUCGGUGCAGUGCCAUCUUUGCAUUCUGCCAUGGCAGUUCAAUGUUUCUUGUUUUUGAUCACUCGUGCCACCGCUACUAAGGCCAGACCCCCCAUUGUCGUGGAUACGGACUUGGACACCACACUAGCCGGACCUUCCCCUCUGGUAUCUGCAACCACGUCGAAACGCUCACAGUCAGACCCAGAACGGGCCUCUUCUCUUGAUCCAAACUGGGAUCCGGAAUCCAUCGAGCUCGACUCUUUGUCGAAAUUCUCUGACAAUUCAGGCACCCCCUCUUCAUCCACUGCCAUGCCCUCGUUCCAUUACGGCACUCCCGUGCCCUUGGGAGCCCUCAAUUCGAAGCUAUUGACCAUUUUCCAUAUGGGUCUGCUUCCUCGAUUCCUAGGUACCAUGUUUCCAAUCCUGCAGUGGUGGAGCACCAUGUACCUCGACCAUCAUUUCCGAUUCGAUCUCUUUGUCGGCCUGUGCUACGCGGUCACCAGUCAUCUGCUCGUGAACGCUUUAUACUUGCAACCUCGAGUUUUGAAAAAAUGGUGCGACAUACGUAUGGACACCGCACCAGAUACCCGUAAAGAGGCCAAGACUAUGGGAAUGCGUGUAUUUGAAGAUACAGACGUCGAAUGGUUUUUCGAUCCCUUUGCAUGA
This is a messenger RNA of Lachancea sp. 'fantastica', 1527 nucleotides long. The record is from the annotation of a GenBank genome assembly. Lineage: Eukaryota; Fungi; Ascomycota; Saccharomycetes; Saccharomycetales; Saccharomycetaceae.